Molecule: messenger RNA, 1637 nt
Organism: Gavia stellata (red-throated loon)
Lineage: Eukaryota; Metazoa; Chordata; Aves; Gaviiformes; Gaviidae
Gene: PLD3
Product: phospholipase D family member 3
Exons: 12
Coding region: 53-1543 (496 amino acids)
Molecular function (GO): catalytic activity
Source: RefSeq, a predicted model, not a curated record
GCUCCGGGAACAGCCGCCCCCGCGGACGCGGGUGUUUCCGCGUCACGCCGGGAUGAAGCCUGACGGCACCUACAAGCAGCUGGACCCACUGGAGGACCGUGGGGCACAGCCCACCCGCUUCCCGCCAAAGUGCUCCUGCAGUGCAUUGCUCUCCGCCAUCCUCCUCACCCUCUUCAUCCUCAUCUUCCUCCUCUUCUUCAAUCUCCGGCUGAGCUCAGCCCUCCGCGGUGAUGCUGAUGGUGAAGCUGGCGGCGAUGCUGGAUCCUGCGGUGAUGCAUGCCGGAUCGUCCUGGUGGAGAGCAUCCCGGAGGGAAUGACCUUCAGUGGCAGUUACGUGCUGAACCCAUCCACCUUCUCCACGUGGAUGAACCUCCUGGGGACCAUCACUCACAGCCUGGACAUCGCCUCCUUCUACUGGACCAUGACCAACGAGGACACACAGACACACGAACCCUCCGCCGCUCAGGGUGAGCAAAUCCUGGAGGAACUCCUCCAAUUAUCCCAGCGUGGCAUCACUGUCCGAAUCGCUGUCAGCCAUCCGUCAGCAAAAUCGCCCCUGAACGAUCUCCAAGCGCUGGAGCAGAGCGGUGCCCUGGUACGCACCGUCGAUAUGCCGCGGCUCACUGGUGGCGUGCUGCACACCAAGUUUUGGCUCGUUGAUGGCACCCACCUCUACGUUGGGAGCGCCAACAUGGACUGGAGGUCUUUGACCCAGGUGAAGGAGCUCGGCGCCGCCAUCUACAAUUGCAGCUGCUUGGCCAAAGAUUUAGGCAAAAUUUUUGAAGCUUAUUGGGCUCUUGGCAUUCCCGGCGCUUCCAUCCCAGUACCGUGGCCAGCAAAUUAUUCCACCACCUUCAACAUGGAGACGCCAUUGGAGUUGAAACUCAACGACACCAAUGCCGCUGUCUACUUCUCGAGCUCCCCGCCGGCUCUCUGUGCUGCCGGUCGGACCCAGGAUCUUGGCGCCCUCCUCAACGUCAUCGAUGCUGCCGAGGACUUCGUGGACAUUGCGGUGAUGAGCUACCUACCCACCACCGAAUUCUCCCACCCCCAAAGAUUUUGGCCGGCGAUUGAUAACCGGCUGCGGAAAGCUGUCUUCGAACGCCAGGUCAAGGUUCGGUUGUUGGCAGGUUGUUGGCGGCACAGCCGCAUGACCAUGUUCCCCUUCCUCAAAUCCCUCGCUGCUGUCGCCGAUAAUCGGACCCGCUACAACGUGGAGGUGCGGCUUUUCAUGGUGCCAGCGAGUGCAGCACAAGCCCAGAUCCCCUACGCCCGCGUGAACCACAACAAGUACAUGGUGACAGAGAAGGCGGCGUAUAUCGGGACAUCAAACUGGUCUGGCGACUACUUUGUGCGGACGGCGGGAUCAGCGCUGGUGGUGAACCAGACGGUGAGCCGAACCAGUGCCAGCACUGCCACCGGCACUGCUGCCAGCACCAUCCGAGAGCAGCUGCAGGCGGUUUUUGAGCGGGAUUGGAGCUCCCAGUACAGUGCCGACAUCAGCGAUGCUGAGCGGUGGGGAAGCCUCUGCGGCUCCCGUUAGGUGCUGGGGAACGGACCGCUGGUGAACCACGGGUUCUGUCUGUGCCGAAUCUGUCCGCCCUGCUCCAAUUUGGGGAAAAAAACAGAAAAAAUGA